AUGACUUCUGCCGCCGAGAUUAAGAAGCCACCAGUGGCCCCAAAGCCAAAGUUUGUGAUGGCAAGUAAUAAGCCAGCUCCACCUCCCAUUGCUCCUAAACCUGACAUCAUGGUUUCUAGUGCUCCACAGUCAACAAAGAAAACCAAGCCGGCAAUAGCUCCGAAACCAAAAGUUCUGAAGGAUGUUCCUAUUCAAGAACUCAGGUCAUUAUCAUUGAGGAAAAAUGCUAUGAACCUGGAAGAGAACAAACAGAAAGUACCUGACAAUUCUGAUGACUUUAACUAUAAAAAUGUAGGAGGGCAGAGCAGUGAUUGUAUUUUACAAAUGUGUUCCUGCAGUUCUGGGUGUAUCCAUAAGCUUGAGAAUCGACGGAAUUUGUGUGUAAAGCAGCUUGUUUUCGAGCCCCUGGAAAUGUGUGAAAAUUUAGAAAAUAGUAAAAUUGACGCGUUCUCUUUAACUAUAAAAACUGGGAAUACCUGUGAUUCUCAAGGUGAAAAGGUAAAGAGUCAGAGAGGAGUUGUUUUAAAGGCAAGCAUCCUAGAAAAGAACCUCAAAGAAGUUCUGACACAAGGACCGUCAUCUUUAAGCUCACCACAGAAGCACAGAUCCACAGACAAUCCAGAAAUUAACGGAGGCUCUAAUUCAAACAAGCAGUUCAGAAUUGAAUUAACUGAUUUGUCACCAUCCCCAUCCAACCCUGAGAAAGUUCCUGAUCACCACCACCACCUACAACCUCCAAGUGAUGUAUUUCAAAUUGUUGAAACCUGUCAGGAUAGUCGUUGCUUUCAUUCAUCUAAACAAGAAGCUCUGGAAAAUGACAGAAGGAAUAAUUUUACAUCUUCAGAUGGAGUUAGUAAGGAGGUGGAAGUCAAAGAGCUUGGUCCCUUAGAAAUUCACUUAGUUCCAUAUAACAAAAAAUACCCAACUCCCAAACCCAGGAAAACACACAGUGCUCGUCUGAUACGCCAAAAGUAUAUAGAUGUUCCUAGUGAAAGUACUGAGGAACCUGAGAAUUCAGACAGUAGCUCUUCUUGUAUCAUUGAAGACCAUUUGAAGAACAAUAAAAUCAAUGUUCUUAAUCAGAAUGUUUUGUGCAACCAGGAACAGGUGGACAGAGUGAAACAAGGACAUGAAAGUGAAUUGAAUCUGGACUCUGACUGUGACAGACAAGCCACAGUCAAUUCACAGAAAGCUGUGUGGCCUGAAAUGUCUUCCUCUGAAGAAAUGAUACCUCCUUUAGAUACAGACUCCAAUUUGAGUUCUGGCAGCAAGACAGUAGAGGACUGUAGUAUGCCACCUGCUGUGAACAAUGAGACCCAUUUUAUACGGUGCAGUAUUCAAUCUAUGAGCCUACCUAAACAAGUCAGAUUGAUUUGUAAUGAACAUUUGCCUACUGCCUGUAACCCAGGACUGUUUGCCCCUCAAUUGCAAAAGGAAUCCACAGUAAAAGAUGAAAAUUCUUCACGAAUUGUCCCCAAAAAGCCUCAAAGACACAGUGUGCCUGCUGCAGGGGUGCUUAAAAAGGCUGCCUCAGAGGAACUUGUGGAGAAAAGUUCUUAUCCCUCAAAUGAAGAAAAAAAUUCAGAGAAGACUCUGGAAGGAAAUCACCUUCAGCAUGUAUGGGCUCAACAUCCUGGUAUGUCAUCCUCCUUUGACAUGCCUAAACGGUCUUCAGAAAAGCCAGUGUGGAAAUUACCUCAUCCAAUUUUACCCUUUUCAGGAAACCCAGAAUCCUUAAAGUCUGUGAGGAUGUCCUCAAAUAAUGAGCCCUCAGCUGCCCUAACCAAACCGAGAGCAAAGUCAUUAUCUGCUGUGGAUGUGGAACGAAGAACCAAAUCUUGUAAAGAGUCUCAAAAGAAAAACUCUAUAAAGAAGUUGCUCAACAUGAAAUUGUCUGUCUAUUUCAUGAAGAGUGACUUUCAGAAACUUUGGUCCAAGAGUAGCCAACUUGUAGACACAACCACUGGUAACCUCUGUGGUGAGGAGCGGAAAAAGGUUGAAAGCCACUGGCAUGGCUUGUUGGUAGAAGAAGAAAAGAGAAGUAAGCCCAUUAAGGCACAUUCUGCAGAUAACUACAGUCUAGAAUCCCAAAAGAAGAGGAAGAAGUCUCGGAGCCAUACCAGCAUGGCCAGUGGUCCUAGAGCUGAGUCUUUGGAUGACCAAAUGCUCUCCAGAGAAUCAUCACCUCAGGCCCCCCACAAAUCCGUUUCAAGUGCCUAUGCAUCAGAGUAUGAAAAUAUAGGCCAUUAUGCAGAAAUACCUGAGUAUGAGAACUUGCCAUUUGUCAUGGCUGUUGGGAAAACUCCAGAGUUUGAAUGCCAGAAUUCCAGCAGUGUGGAAGACACCGAUACACAUAUGUACGAGGUAGAAGAGCCUUAUGAAGUUCCUGUGAACCAACCGCAACUGGACCCCAGACUUCAGCAUUGCAGUUCUGGAGCCUCCCAGGAGAGGCACAGUGAUCUGGAGCUGGGUCUGGAUGACCUUCCCUCAGAUGAGGAGGAAGCCAUCAACAGUUCUGAUGAAGAUGACGUCAGCUCUGGUUCUAGUAAAGGAGAACCCGACCCCCUGGAAGACAAACAAGGUGAAAGUACUGGAACGAAGAGUAAAGUUCAUCAUAUUGCCAAAGAGAUCAUGAGUUCAGAGAAAGUGUUUGUCGAUGUGUUAAAACUUUUACAUAUUGAUUUCCGGGAUGCAGUAGCGCACGCUUCCAGGCAACUUGGAAAACCAGUGAUUGAGGACCGAAUUCUGAAUCAGAUCCUGUAUUACCUGCCUCAGCUGUAUGAGCUCAACCGGGAUCUCCUAAAGGAAAUGGAGGAAAGAUUGUUGACCUGGACUGAACAACAAAGAAUUGCUGAUAUAUUUGUAAAGAAGGGACCAUAUUUAAAAAUGUAUUCUACAUACAUCAAAGAAUUUGACAAGAAUAUAGCUUUGCUGGAUGAACAGUGCAAGAAAAACCCAGGUUUUGCUGCUGUUGUUAAAGACUUUGAGAUGAGCCCACGCUGUGCUAAUCUGGCCCUCAAGCACUACCUGCUCAAACCUGUCCAGAGGAUUCCCCAGUACAGGCUGCUGCUGACAGAUUAUUUGAAGAAUCUCUUAGAAGAUUCUAGAGAUUACAGAGACACUCAAGAUGCCCUUGCUGUUGUUAUAGAGGUAGCUAACCAUGCCAAUGACACCAUGAAGCAAGGAGACAAUUUUCAGAAGCUUAUGCAAAUUCAGUACAGCCUAAAUGGACACCAUGAAAUUGUGCAGCCUGGACGGGUCUUUCUGAAAGAAGGAACUUUGAUGAAGCUCUCCCGGAAAGUCAUGCAGCCCCGAAUGUUUUUCCUGUUUAAUGAUACCCUGUUGUACACAACGCCGGUGCAGUCUGGGAUGUUUAAACUAAACAACAUGCUUUCAUUGGCUGGAAUGAAGGUCAGAAAACCCACUCAGGAAGCGUAUCAGAAUGAGCUAAAGAUUGAAAGUGUGGAACGUUCCUUCAUUCUCUCAGCCAGUUCUGCCACAGAAAGGGAUGAAUGGCUAGAAGCGAUUUCCAGGUCAAUAGAAGAGUAUGCCAAGAAACGAAUCACAUUCUGUCCUAGUAGGAGUCUUGAUGAGGCUGACUCAGAAAAUAAAGAGGAAGUUAGUCUCCUUGGAUCAAAGGCUCCCAUCUGGAUUCCUGAUACCAGAGCCACAAUGUGUAUGAUCUGCACAAGUGAAUUCACUCUGACCUGGAGACGACACCACUGCCGCGCCUGCGGAAAGAUCGUUUGUCAAGCUUGUUCAUCAAAUAAGUAUGGUUUAGAUUACUUGAAAAAUCAACCAGCAAGAGUAUGCGAACAUUGUUUCCAAGAACUGCAGAAAUUAGAUCAGCAGCACUCCCCUAAGAUUGGAUGUCCAGGAAAUCACAAAUCUCCUUCCAGUGCCUUAUCAUCAGUCUUACAUAGUAUUCCAUCUGGGAGGAAACAAAAAAAGAUCCCAGCUGCACUCAAAGAAGUCUGCGCAAACACAGAGGAUUCUUCUAUGAGUGGCUACUUGUACAGAUCAAAGGGAAAUAAAAAACCUUGGAAACACUUGUGGUUUGUCAUAAAAAAUAAAGUGCUGUAUACAUAUGCUGCAAGUGAGGAUGUGGCAGCUUUGGAGAGUCAGCCUUUGCUAGGGUUCACUGUCACUCAAGUCAAAGAUGAGAAUUCAGAGUCUAAAGUGUUUCAGUUGCUGCACAAAAACAUGUUAUAUUAUAUAUUCAAAGCAGAAGAUGCUCACUCAGCUCAGAAGUGGAUAGAAGCGUUCCAGGAAGGCACAGUAUUGUAG
Chrysochloris asiatica (Cape golden mole) is the source of this 4287-nucleotide messenger RNA. It is a transcript of the gene FGD6, whose product is annotated as FYVE, RhoGEF and PH domain containing 6. NCBI's taxonomy places the organism in Eukaryota, Metazoa, Chordata, Mammalia, Afrosoricida, Chrysochloridae. The record is from RefSeq and is a predicted model, not a curated record. Gene Ontology annotation, cellular component: cytoplasm. Gene Ontology annotation, molecular function: guanyl-nucleotide exchange factor activity; metal ion binding. The transcript is spliced from 21 exons. Gene Ontology annotation, biological process: regulation of GTPase activity. The coding region runs from base 1 to 4287 and encodes 1428 amino acids.